UUUCCAUGUGAUGAAUAGUGAGGGACGAUUAAUGAAGUAGUUUUAUGAGGAGCAAGGCACCGCGAGCCGGGCACGUCCUCACGGGCAUCUGCAUGGGUCGGACCCUCGCCUCACACGGCCAACCGCUCCUCCAGAGUCAACCUAUAUUUCACAUUGCAUAAACAACUCUGCCAAGUGUGCGCGAUGGCAGAGGUCGGGGGAUUUCUCGGGGCCCUGGAUUUGGAUUUACAAAGCUUGCCUGCGCUGGGACCUCUCUCCGAGUCGCCCGCAGGUUUGAAUGAAAGAUUGGGACUGAUCGAGGGGAGAUUACAACGAGGGUCUCUCACGGAUUUUGAACAUCUUAAAGGGAUUCUGCGACGGCGACAGCUGUACUGUCGGACCGGCUUUCAACUGGAGAUAUUUCCCAACGGCACCGUCCACGGUACCAGACAGGAUCACAGUAGAUUCGGUAUUCUGGAGUUCAUCAGUUUGGCAGUGGGCCUGGUCAGUAUUCGGGGCGUGGACGCAGGCCUGUACUUAGGGAUGAAUGAGAGAGGCGACCUCUAUGGGUCGAAGAAGCUGACGAAGGAGUGCGUGUUCCGCGAGCAGUUCGAGGAGAACUGGUACAACACUUACGCCUCGACGCUCUACAAGCACGCCGACACGGGCCGCUUCUACUACGUGGCGCUCAACAAGGACGGCUCGCCGCGCGAGGGCGGCAGGACCAAGAAGCACCAGAAGCUCACGCACUUCCUGCCGCGGCCCGUGGAGAUCGACAAGAUCCCGCAGGCCUACCGGGACCUCUUCCACCAGCCCACGUGACCGAAAUUAGGGCCUGGGCCUUGGGCGCGGCCGCGGACCGGUGCGGAGACGGCGGACGGACGGAUGGACGGACGGACGGACCAGUGGAUUCCUUAAGAGUCCUCCCCUUCCCUCUCCUCUCUCCUCCCUCUCCCCCCCCCGGCUAGUGUUUAUGUGCUAAUAACCAAGGCUUCCGGCCCUUUCCGGUGCAGAGAUAAACAAGCUCCACGUGUGUGAGUGUGUAUGUGUGUGUGUGUGUGUUCCUGGUCACCGUCGCCUCCCUUCCUUGAUGCGACACAAACACUUCUUUUUUUUUCUUUUUUUCUCUUCUCGUCCUCCUUCCUCAUUUCCUCUUUGAUCACACAAGCAGGUGUGUGAGAGUGACUGAGCGAGAGAACGAGGGCGAACAGACCACACCACACCACCACUCACUCACCUGAAACUCAGAUCAGGUGUCAGACACAACGUGGAGAGGAAGAGAAGAGGAACUUUUAUGUCUGACGCGAAAAGAAAAAAAAAAACCUGAGGAAACCACUCUUUUGUUGACUAAAUGAACCACUCUGGAACUGUCUGUGGGGCUGAACCAUUUGAACAUGCCCAAGCACUUGGUCGCCGCACCUCCCCUGCGAUUGCUUGGAAGGAAGGAGGGACACAUCUCUGUGUCCUUCAGAAUCAGCGCCACUAGUACAUCAUGUAGCUAAGUAGCCAGCGAUGCUAUGUUAUUGCUGCCCUUUUAAUUGAUUUAGUACAGUGAACUUUACACAGCUCCAGCUAGGGCAAGGGUUAGAAAAAAUUGACGUUGUGUACACUGUGAAGUAUAUUGUAUUGCAGCCUUUGAUUUUUCAAAAAUGUCAAAACUCCACCUAAAACGACAGCUACAUUUUAGAUACUGAAUCUCUCAUUUAUUUACAAGUUAAUACCCAACUCAUCACAAAUGCAAUGAUGCAUAUUAAGAAUUUCACCAAAGGGCCUGUAUGAGGCCCUUGAACUCAGUCCCACUAUUCCCACAUUACUGGUGCUCAGGCAAUUUCUCAGACGACUAAAGCCAACCUCUUUGGGUCCUGAACCUGCUGGACUUCUGUCCAGGUGGUUCUCUGUGGACAGAACAAUGUACCACUAGGUCUAUUUACAUAAUGUGGGAGAAACUGUAGGCUAUGACUCAAGAUGUAAUAAUAUGGAAUUUGCAAUGACCUUAUGUUUAUGUAAAAGGAAAUAGCUCAACGUUUCAGGUACGGUUACAUGAGAAAACUGGCUUUCAAAUUCAGAGGGCUGGACCAAAUUUGAAGAAAUGAUAAAUAACUUGUCAGAAUGCUAUGCAGGUGUAGGAGAUGAGAGCAAGACCAGUAUCUUCAGUGUAAGACACAAGGAGAUGUCAACAAGCACUUACGCACACCCUCUCCUAAGAAGCUCUCUGGAAGCUAUAGAGGGUUCUGGAAGUCUCUCUCGGCCACAGUUUCACCUUGAGUUCAUCAAACUGAUGCCAGUUCAAACAUCAGCAACAUCUGGGGCUGGUGCAGUGUGUGGGUUUUCAAUUGUGUAACACUGAAAUGAAUCAAUCAUACUCGCCAACCAUUUACUCGUUAUUCUGAAGUGAGUUUAGACAGUUGCAGCUAAGAGUAGCAAAACAUUGUGCCUUCCGUAUCCAAGAUAGUGCUGCAUCAUCAUCGUCUAAACAGGAGAUACUAUUCCUCAUUCUGUGACAUCUCUGAAAGGGAAGAUUUUCGCAGUGCUUUUUUUGAAAGACAUCAACAAGAGACGGAAUCUGAAGAAUGUUCUUCCCGGUCCUUCCCAGUGCAAGCAUCUCUUUAAAGGGAAGGGAGGGUGGACGAAGGAUUGGGUAAGCCAAAGAGAGCCCACUGUGGCAUUCUGUUUGGACAGCCUGUGAGUUGUGGUGUUGAUAUCUCCAGCACAGAGGAACAGGGGGAGUGAAGCUGUGUGUUUGAGGCACACGUCGAUGUGUUUUCAUGGGCAUAGAUCGAUUGAUAGAUAGGACCUUUACUGGUGAGGAACUAAGAGUGACUUGUAAUGUUCAGCCUGUCAGGAACAUUAUUAAAAAAAAAAAAAAAAAAUUACAAGUGACAGAAGUGUAAAUAUGUAUGAACCUAUUUAUGAGAUGUACAAUAUAUUUAUUUUCUACAUAUAAAAUAUAAAUCUAUAUAUUUAUUUAUUGCAAAGACUUUAUUUUGUAAAGAACUUGAAGUUAUCAGAACUGUAGAUUCUACUGAAACUAUACAAUGAAAAAUGCUAUCAAAACAUUUGAAUUGAAAAGGA
Sardina pilchardus (European sardine) is the source of this 3051-nucleotide messenger RNA. RefSeq names its product fibroblast growth factor 16 (gene fgf16). Gene Ontology annotation, biological process: positive regulation of cell population proliferation; positive regulation of gene expression; positive regulation of endothelial cell chemotaxis to fibroblast growth factor. Gene Ontology annotation, molecular function: growth factor activity; fibroblast growth factor receptor binding. Bases 184 to 801 code for a protein of 205 amino acids. The record is from RefSeq and is a predicted model, not a curated record. Lineage: Eukaryota; Metazoa; Chordata; Actinopteri; Clupeiformes; Clupeidae. Gene Ontology annotation, cellular component: cytoplasm. The transcript is spliced from 3 exons.